UAUUCUUCUUCAUCAAUCUCCUUGCUUGGUUUGUUCGUGACUAUGCUCAACCCUUCUUAUCCAAUCCCCUUCAUUAUAUUAAGGCAUGCGGGAUUGGAGGGCAAGAUUGUCUUUAUACAUUGGGAGUUCUUCGCGUGAGUUUAGGGUGUUAUAUAUUUUUCACAAUAAUGUUUGUGAGUACAGUGGAAACCAGAAAAUUACAUGAAGCUUGCAAUUCAUGGCAUUGUGGAUGGUGGGGAUUCAAAUUUAUUUUAUUGCUUCUAUCAUUGGCCCUCCCUUUCUUCAUGCCUUCCCAAAUUGUUCAAAUAUAUGGUGAAAUUGCUCGUAUUGGUGCAGGAAUUUUUCUCCUUUUACAACUUGUGAGUGUGAUCCAUUUUAUCAUGUGGUGGAAUAAAUUCUGGAAUCCUGAUGAGGAAAGAAAAAACAGCUGUUCGGUUGGACUUUUGAUGUCGACGAUAUUUCAUGGAGCUUCGUUGUGUGGAGUAGUGUGGAUGUACACGUCAUACGCCUCAAGGGCUUCAUGUUCCCUCAACAUCUUCUUCAUCACUUGGACUGCCAUUCUUCUUGCAGUCAUCAUCGCUGUUUCUUUACAUUCCAAGGUAAAUAGAGGACUUUUAUCCUCAGGAAUUAUGGCUUUGUACAUUGUUUUCCUCUGUUGGACUGCUAUCAGAAGUGAACCUAUAAUUAUAAGAUGUAGCUCAACGAAUCCAGAGAAAGCAAAUCAUGAUUGGAUGGCAAUAAUUGGCUUCCUAAUCGCUGUCUUUGCCAUUGUGUUGGCAACAUUUUCCACAGGAAUUGAUUCCAAAUGCUUUCAGUUUCGAAAAGAUGAAGUGGAAGAGGAGGAUGAUAUUCCAUACAAAUAUGGAUUUUUUCACCUGGUUUUCUCCUUAGGAGCUAUGUACUUCGCUAUGUUAUUCAUUAGUUGGGACCUCAAUAAUUCUCCCACCAAGUGGAGCAUUGACGUAGGGUGGCUAAGUACAUGGAUCAAAGUUAUGAACGAGUGGUUUGCAGCCUCUUUUUAUUUAUGGAUGUUGAUUUCUCCUGUGCUGCGACAAAACAAAGUGACAAACAACAACGAAUCUGUACAACAGGAGACGCCGCACUCAGCCAUGGUCUAA
This is a messenger RNA of Neltuma alba, 1118 nucleotides long. RefSeq names its product probable serine incorporator. The coding region runs from base 168 to 1118 and encodes 316 amino acids. The record is from RefSeq and is a predicted model, not a curated record. Gene Ontology annotation, cellular component: membrane. Lineage: Eukaryota; Viridiplantae; Streptophyta; Magnoliopsida; Fabales; Fabaceae. The transcript has 12 exons.